This is a messenger RNA of Petromyzon marinus (sea lamprey), 3236 nucleotides long. RefSeq names its product lysine demethylase 1A (gene KDM1A). Gene Ontology annotation, molecular function: flavin adenine dinucleotide binding; oxidoreductase activity; transcription factor binding. The record is from RefSeq and is a predicted model, not a curated record. Gene Ontology annotation, biological process: chromatin remodeling; regulation of DNA-templated transcription. Gene Ontology annotation, cellular component: nucleus. Lineage: Eukaryota; Metazoa; Chordata; Hyperoartia; Petromyzontiformes; Petromyzontidae.
GUAAAAAAAAAUCAAUUCGACGGCACUGGAAUCGACGCCGUAGAUUACGCGCGGAUCGAUCCGCCGCCUCCUUGCCCGCUUUUGUGUGUCCCGUGGUGGUGGAAGGGACGCGUUGGGGGGGCCGCCGGUGCUCCUGCGUCUCAACACUCAGUGUUGUUGUUGUUGUUAUUGUUGUUUCCUUGUAAUCAUUCACGAGGCGACCGCCAAUGUCGACUCUGAAGCAGCAGCAGCAGCAGAAGGAGGAGCGCGGCGUCGAGGCUGCGGUGGCGGGCAACGAGGCGGUCGAGGCGGGCGGCGCCUCGGAGCGCACGCCGCGCAAGAAGGAGCGCGUCUCGCCCGGCGCCGAGGCUGACGGCGGCGACGGUGGCACGGCCGAGACCCCCGAGGGUCGCAGGACGAGCCGCAGGAAGAGGGCCAAGGUGGAGUACCGCGAGAUGGACGAGAGUCUGGCCAACCUCUCGGAGGACGAGUACUACUCUGAGGAAGAGCGCAAGGCCGAGAAGGAGCGGAGGCAGAGCACUGUGCCCCCUCCGCCGCCUCCCCCGCCCCCCGAGGAGGAGGAAGAUAGCGACGUGGAUGAGCCGUCCGGCCUGGAAGGGGCAGCGUUCCAGAGCCGCCUGCCGCACGACCGCAUGACCUCGCAAGAGGCCGCCUGCUUCCCCGACAUCGUCAACGGCAAUCCGCAGACACAGAAGGCCUUCCUGUACAUCCGCAAUCGCACGCUGCAACUCUGGCUCGACCAACCCAAGACACAGCUCACAUUUGAGCAGAUGUUGCAACAGCUGGAGUCUCCUUACAACAGCGACGCACAGCUGGUGCAUCGUGUGUUCAACUACUUGGAGCGGCACGGGCUCAUUAACUUCGGGAUAUUCAAGCGCGUCAAGCCCCUGCCAGUAAAGAAAGUGGGAAAGGUGAUGGUGAUCGGAGCAGGGGUUUCAGGGCUCGCUGCCGCGCGGCAGCUGCAAAGCUUUGGCAUGGAUGUCACCAUUCUGGAGGCCAGGGACCGAGUGGGAGGUCGUGUGGCCACGUUUCGGAAGGGAAACUAUGUCGCUGAUCUUGGCGCGAUGGUGGUAACUGGCCUGGGUGGAAACCCAAUGGCUGUCGUCAGCAAGCAAGUCAAUAUGGAGUUGGCAAAGAUUAAGCAGAAGUGCCCCUUGUAUGAAACGAACGGCCAGUCGGGAGAAAGAUGCACUAACGUGCCCAAGGAGAAGGACGAGAUGGUGGAGCGGGAGUUCAACCGCCUGCUCGAGGCGACAUCCUACCUGAGCCACCACCUCGACUUCAACUUCCUCAACGGAAAGCCCGUCUCCCUCGGCCAAGCCCUGGAGCUCGUGAUACAGCUACAAGAGAAGCACGUGAAGGACGAGCAGAUUGAGCACUGGAAGAAGAUUGUCAAGAGCCAAGAGGAGCUCAAGGACUUCCUGAACAAGAUGGUGACUUUGAAGGAGCGCAUUAAGGAGCUGCACCAGCAGCAGAAGGAGGCCUCUGAGGUGAAGCCCCCGAGAGACGUCACCGCCGAGUUCCUCGUCAAGAGCAAGCUACGCGACCUCAACGCCGCCUGCAGGGAAUAUGAUGAGUUGGCCGAGUCGCAAAUCAAGUUGGAAGAGAAGCUGCAGGAGUUGGAGGCAAACCCACCGAGUUUGUGUCUCCGCAGCGACGUGUACUUGUCUUCACGGGACCGUCAGAUUCUGGAUUGGCACUUCGCUAACUUGGAAUUUGCGAAUGCGACCCCACUGUCUACGCUGUCUCUGAAGCAUUGGGACCAGGAUGAUGACUUUGAGUUCUCCGGGAGCCACCUGACGGUGCGGAAUGGCUACUCGUGCGUCCCGGUGGCGCUGGCCGAGGGGCUUGACAUCAAACUGAACACCGCCGUGCGCCAAGUCAAGUACACCCCGGCCGGCUGCGAGGUGCUGACUCAGCACACGCGCUCCAGCUCGCAGAGCCUCAUUUACAAGUGCGACGCCGUGCUGUGCACUCUGCCGCUCGGGGUGUUGAAGCAGCAGCCCCCAGCCGUGCAGUUCUUCCCCCCUCUGCCCGAGUGGAAAACCACCGCCAUUCAACGCAUGGGUUUCGGCAACCUCAACAAGGUGGUGCUGUGUUUUGACCGCGUGUUCUGGGACCUGAACGUCAACUUGUUUGGCCACGUGGGAAGCACGACAGCCAGCCGGGGAGAGCUGUUCCUCUUCUGGAACCUUUACAAAGCGCCCAUCCUGCUGGCGCUGGUGGCCGGGGAAGCCGCUGGCAUCAUGGAGAACGUGAGCGACGAUGUCAUCGUGGCUCGGGCGAUGGCUGUGCUCAAAGGAAUCUUCGGCAGCAGCGCCGUACCGCAGCCGAAGGAGACUGUGGUGACGCGGUGGCGUGCGGACCCGUGGGCGCGCGGCUCCUACUCCUACGUGGCUGCCGGGUCCAACGGAAAUGACUACGACCUCAUGGCGCAACCCAUCGCCCCGCCACCCUCCCUGCCCGGCAGUCCGCAGCCGAUACACCGGCUCUUCUUCGCUGGGGAGCACACAAUCAGGAACUACCCGGCCACGGUGCACGGAGCACUGCUCAGCGGCCUGCGGGAGGCCGGUCGCAUCGCCGACCAGUUCCUGGGCGCCCCUUACACCCCUCCGCGCACGCCAACCACGCAGUGACGCCCCCGCCAGCGCGCACCACCACGUACCACCCACGUGUUACUUGGCCCUUGCUUGCUCGGGAAAACCGGGUCCCUCUCGGCGCGACACCGCUGGCGGAUUGGAGAACAUGCUGGCACGUGCCACGGAUGGCAAGGGUUGAGACUCAGGGUUGAGGCUUAGGUUAGACGAGGAGGGCAACGGGGGGAGGGGGAAGAGCUGUGUUGCCUCGUGGCUUUCACUGUGCACGCUACGAAGGGAAAAUAGAUGAUGGAAUUGUUGCGUUUUUGCUGUUGGGAUGGUGUGGUGUUAAUGCUGCUUGUACUGCCUGCAUUGUGACCCCACUCGCCCCUGCCACUUAUGAGAACAUGUGCGAAUGUAAAUUGACCCCACCCCAAAUGCCCCCGAAAAAUAAUGUUCUUGCCAUUGCAUUGUAACGUGUGGAAUGCACAAUUAAAAUUAGAUGAAUAACAAAAGUGAAUUAUUAACGUAUAUACAGUAAACACCUUGGAUUGCGAGUAACUUGGUCUGCGAGUGUUUUGCAAGACGAGCAAAAUGUUUAAAUAAAUAUUAAUUUGAUAAACGAGCGAGGGUCUUGCAAUACGAGUAGUACGUAUACGC